Xiphophorus maculatus (southern platyfish) is the source of this 753-nucleotide messenger RNA. Its product is annotated as major histocompatibility complex class I-related gene protein-like. Gene Ontology annotation, biological process: immune response. The transcript has 4 exons. The coding region runs from base 1 to 753 and encodes 250 amino acids. Gene Ontology annotation, cellular component: external side of plasma membrane. Lineage: Eukaryota; Metazoa; Chordata; Actinopteri; Cyprinodontiformes; Poeciliidae. The record is from RefSeq and is a predicted model, not a curated record.
AUGGAGCACUUUAAUCAAAGUGAAGGCAUCCAUAUUUUUCAGAGUGCGAGUGGCUGUGAACUGAACAUGGAGACUAAAGAGCUGACUGGCUUUAUGAAGUACGGUUAUGAUGGAGAAGAUUUUAUUGAACUUGAUUUAAAGGGACUGAAAUGGAUUGCUCUGAGAAAAGAGGCUCUUUUUCUUAAACAGCAUUGGGAUCUGGAGACAGAUAACAUUGUUUCUAAUGCUAAGCUCAUCACAAAUAAUUGCUAUCAGUGUCUCAAUGAAUCCUUGAUCCUUGGAAACAGAACUCUCUUUAAAACAGAUUACCCCUCAGUUUCUCUCCUUCAGAAGACUCCCUCCUCUCCAGUCAGGUGUCACGCUACUGGUUUCUACCCAAAGAGUUUCCUGAUGUUCUGGAGGAAGGAUGGAGAGGAGAUUCAUGAGGGUGUGCACCCUGGAGAUAUCCUCAACAAUGAGGAUAGUACAUUCCAGUAUCGUGUUGAUCUGGAUAUUUCUUCAAUCCCACCUGAGGACUGGGCGAGGUACGACUGUGUGUUUCAGUUUACUGGAGCUGAGGACAAAAUCCUGAUCAAGCUGGAUAAAGAAGUAAUCAAGACCAACCGGGAUGAGUCAUCACAGAUAAGAACCAUCGUCAUUGCUGUCGUUUCUGUUGCGAUUGCAAUCAUCAUCAUCAUCAUCAUCAUCGCUUUAGCAUUUACUGCCUACAAGAAGAGAAAUGGUAAGAGCAUCUUAAAGCUGGACUUGUCAUGA